UUUUUUUUCUUUACCGCCGUCUUUUUACCGCCCGUUUAUCUAUCAAGCACGAAACGACAACGUAUUUGAAAACUAGAAUUGAGCCCUCUCGCUCUUUGUUAGGGACGAUAAAAACAGUCACUCGAGAAGAGAUUCCUUGGUUUGGUCUGUUUGUUCUUCAGUCCUUGAAUUGUUUUGAUACGGAGCAGCCAUGGAUGUUGAUUCACAACCUAUGAUGGAGGAGACCAUAUUGGUCGGCGACGACCUAAUGAUGGGUCCUCCAUGUCCGGUCAUCCCUCCUGAAAUUGCUUCACAUGUGCUUGAAGGUGUUGAAUUGUGUGAUGGUGUCUUGAGGAAUCUAUUCUUAUGUUUGCAAAUCAAUGAUAUUGAACCAUUUUGCCAAGAUGAGCUUGCUUUGUAUCGACAAUGUGCUGAAAACAGGGACAAGGUAUUGAGAGUAAGACUCCAAGAGAGCGAACACAAGUUAGGAUCGUCUAUGCCUAUUGAUCUCGCAAAGGAACGGGUUACUCAGCUUGAAGCUGAAGCCACAUCACUAGAGAGGCACAGUACUCUUUUCUUAAACAUUGCAGUGCACUUGAUUCUAGCAAGUGGAGCUGAAGGAAUUGAAGGAUUUCGUCGGAGAUGGAGUUUGCACGGUCGGAUGACGGAUACAAAAAAACGUCUGGAGUCACUGAAGCAGGGAAUGGAGAAUAGGAAGAAGGAUGAACAUAAUCAAACCCCGAAACCUUCUACUUGGAAAAGAUGGUUCUUUUGGUGAAGUUGUUGUGAUUUUUUCCAGAAUGGAUCAUACAUUCUCAAUAAUAAUACACUUAUGCUGAUGCUUUCUAGAAUGAAUCAUUCAUUUGGAUCAUAAGAGUUCAUAAUCAUUCACUUGUGGCUCCGAUGCUAUACAAGAAAAUUCCUUUGAUUUGUGAUUUUGUUUGUCAUUUUAAUAUACCACACGAGAGUGCUUGUUGAUGUACCAAAUAAAUUCAGAGAUAAUUCCGAAAAUUCAAA
Thlaspi arvense is the source of this 996-nucleotide messenger RNA. NCBI's taxonomy places the organism in Eukaryota, Viridiplantae, Streptophyta, Magnoliopsida, Brassicales, Brassicaceae. The record is from the annotation of a GenBank genome assembly.